GUGAAUGCAUUUAUAUUUUGAUGCUCACUAAAUAAAAUUCGCGUUACGCGUAAGUGUCUAAAAUGCUGUUAAAUAUUUAAAGCAUUGUGUAAUGCACAAAUGACAAAUAAUUGUAUUAUUCAGCAGAUGUAAAAAUUUAAACGUCCAGUAAUUGAACUUUAGUGCUGAAUGAUUCAUUAUGAGUUUAAAAGAAAGAAAUAUUACUGACUUAGAAACAGAUGUCAAUAUUUCAUAUAUAAUACUACCGAAAGAUGAACUAGAAAAUGAUCAGAAUAAAAGAUUCAUUCUUAUGAAACAGGAUAUAAACUUCAUUGAUCUACAAGAUUGUGAAAGAUAUCUUACUACAAAAAAAAAUGUCUACGAGAAAAAGUGCAUCUCUAGAUCGAAAAAAUAAGUAUUCUACUUUAACAGGAAGUGAAUCUAAAUUCGGUGGUAGUUCAUUAAAGUCACAUGUUUGUCGGAACAGGCACCGUUAUCCGACUGUUGACAAAAAAAAUAGGUUUUCAACAAUAUGUGGAGCUGAUGUGAGAAGAAGUCUGUCAUUUAAAGAAUGUCCUUUAGUAAAUGGUUUGGAUUUUAGUCUUGCACCUUGGCGUGGAAUAAAAUUCGCUUGUUUAAGGGUGCUGCAUUUAUACUGCAAAGUUUUUGAUCAGUUUGAACUCUUUGAGCUGAUAGUAAGGAAGAAUUUCACAAUUUGUAAAUGUCAACAGGACGUACACGAUGUACGUUACGAAGAUUGGGUGUCAAUUAUAGCUAAACUGGAACUUAGAGCUGGUGAUUGUGCAACUUUCAUCCAAUUUGAUCCGCUCGAAAAUAAUCUAACUUGGGCGCCUCCAGGAUUAUCGUCACUUAAGGUAGAUGAAUACUUUUCAAUGCUACCAAAAAUAUCAAUACCGAAGAUUGGAACUCCAGGUGAACGAUUUAGAGAUCGCCAACUAGCAAUUCAGUUACCAAAACAGGAUUUGGCUAGAGUAUACUGUAACUUCGUAGAUCCACAAAGUUAUACAAAUGCAGAUGAUUUCAUAUCUGCAAGAAAUGAAAUAGCUUUAGAUGUUGGAACAGUACGAAAAGUGUUGGAAAAUAAUCUUUUUUGUGGAUGUUGUAACGAACUUCUGGAACAGAAUAGCUUGGUUGUUUCGGCUAAUAAACUAAAUCUGUAUCAUCCCACGUGUUUUCGAUGUGCACAUUGCAAGGAAUUGCUAAUUGAUCUUGCGUACUGUGUAUUUGAUAACACUCUUUAUUGUGAAAGACAUUAUGCUGAAAAACUGAAGCCAAGGUGCUCUGCUUGUGAUGAGUUGAUUUUCAGUGAUGAUUAUACGAAGGCAAUGAAUAAAGACUGGCAUAGUGGACACUUUUGCUGCUGGCAAUGCGAUGAAUCACUAACAGGACAACGAUAUGUCUUAAGAGAUGAACAUCCUUACUGCAUAAAGUGUUACGAAAGCGUUUUUGCAAACGGUUGCGAGGAAUGUAACAAGAUUAUUGGAAUUGAUUCAAAGGAUCUCUCUUAUAAGGAUAAACAUUGGCAUGAAGCAUGCUUUUUGUGUAAUAAGUGCAGAGUAUCCUUGGUUGAUAAGCAAUUUGGAAGCAAGGUAGAUAAAAUCUAUUGCGGAAACUGUUAUGAUGCCCAAUUUGCUAGUCGCUGCGAUGGCUGCGGUGAAAUCUUUAGAGCUGGUACUAAGAAAAUGGAAUAUAAGACACGUCAGUGGCAUGAGAAAUGCUUUUGCUGUGUUGUGUGCAAGAAUCCCAUUGGUACAAAGAGUUUUAUUCCACGUGAACAGGAAAUCUACUGCGCUGGGUGUUAUGAAGACAAAUUUGCCACUCGAUGUGUUAAAUGCAAUAAGAUUAUUACUGCUGGUGGCGUGACAUACAAGAACGAACCAUGGCAUAGAGACUGCUUUACAUGCAGUCAUUGCAACAAUUCCUUAGCAGGUCAGCGAUUUACAUCUCGAGACGAUAAACCAUAUUGCGCUGAAUGCUUUGGUGAACUCUUUGCUAAAAGAUGUACAGCAUGCAGUAAACCAAUUACAGGAAUUGGUGGAACACGUUUUAUUUCCUUUGAAGAUAGACAUUGGCACAACGAUUGUUUCAUUUGUGCAGGAUGUAAUACUUCUUUGGUUGGUCGUGGAUUUAUCACCGAUGCAGAAGACAUUAUUUGUCCAGAAUGUGCUAAACAGAAAUUAAUGUAAAUCAUUCACUUUAAUUGAUGUAUAAAAUGCAGAUACGCGUAACAUAAAAUAAAUUCAUACCCUCACAGGAACCGAAUAUUUCUCAAAAUAUUGUCAUACAAUUUUGCCAUAAGAUUGCUUUUGUAAGUUUUUUGUAAUAUUGUAUGGCAAUAUGGUAAAAACAUUGUAUUGCUAUAUUGGUGUAAAAUUGCAUCACAAAGUUAUUGCAAUUUUACAGCCUUCCUUUGAAAACAAUAAAAAUGAUAACAAAAUCAUUACAAAAAAUUUAAUUUCAUUUAAUUAGUUUAAAAAAUAUUUAAACAAUUAAAUGUUUAAAUUUAUUUUUGGUAACAUUUUUGUUGCUAUGAACAAAUUACAAGGAGAUAAACAAAGAAAACAUUAAAGAAAAAUAUUGACAAAUAGUAAGGUGUAAAAAGUGCUGCAAUAUUGCAGCAGUAUUUAUGCAAAAUAACAUACUUUGUGAAUUAAAGUGAAAUGAUCUCAUAUAUAUGGAACUUGCGCAACAAUUUUAUUAAAAAAAUUUUAAAGCAUGUUUGAAAAAAUAAAUCGCUCAUAGUAACCUAAAAUUACGUAUGCUUUAGUCUUUUUAAAAAAGAAAUACAAAUUUCACAAUAGUUCUGCUCACAUAUUCCUUUACUUAACGAGAACUUUCUUGGGAAGUUAAAUACGGAAAGACGCUCGUAAAACCAAUUUUUAAUUAUAAAGUUGUAUAGCGAUAUUUUGCAUUAUUUUUUAAAUACAGAAAAAAAGAAGAUUCUGAACAAUAAAAAAGAUAUUUAUAUAAUCAGUAUAAAGUAAACUACACUAUUUUUAUUAAAAAUAAAAAAAUUUGGUGACUUUCAUUAACCUUUUAUGUCAUAGUGUUUAAUAAAUUUAUCCAUGACAGAUUUUUGUUUUUAAACAUAAUUUUCUUGCUCAUAUCAUGAUUUUUAAAAUAUUUCUUGUAUUUUAAAUUUAAUUGUAGAUUAUAAUUAUAGACAACAAAUUUGAAGUAGUCUUCAAAAAAAGGUUUAUAAAAGUCAAAAUUUUUUACACGUUUAAAAAUGAUAUUUAUGUUUUUAUUAAUAAUAAAGAUUCAAAUAGUAAUAGGAAAACUGUUUUCUGGUUUAUUAAAAAUAUGUGCCUCAAAGGAUUAACUAACUUUUGAAGUGUCACAAAAUUAUAUAUGUUUCUAGAUUUUAAUGCUUCGUUACCAUUUAUUACACUGCUUUUGAAUUUGAUGAAAUAUGCUAUUUUUAUUCGCAUGUUAAUAUGUAGUUAAAAUUUUAUGAAGUUAAAAAUGACAAAUUAUAAAGUGAAUAAAAUUUGCAAACUGAAAUUUAAGUAGUGAUGCUAUAUGCAUUUUUUUCUGCAGCACAAAUAAUAUGUACUUUAUUAUUGUUCUAGAGAAUUUAUUUUGAUUGAGAUGACAAGUAUGAAAAAUUAUGCAAAGUUAAAAGUUUAUUUAUGCUUUGACUCAAAAUUUGUAAUUUUUCUGUCUAAAUGUUUAUUACCUAAGAGAAUUUAAUAAAUAAAGUCUAAUUAAAUUAUUACGCUCAUAAUUAAUAAUAAUUGAAUUAAACAGCUUGUGCGUAUACUAUACUUGUAAUUGACAGACUAUUAAAUAAAUUAUUAUAUUAAAACUCUUA
This is a messenger RNA of Leptopilina heterotoma, 3814 nucleotides long. RefSeq names its product four and a half LIM domains protein 2 (gene Lmpt). The record is from RefSeq and is a predicted model, not a curated record. Lineage: Eukaryota; Metazoa; Arthropoda; Insecta; Hymenoptera; Figitidae. The transcript has 10 exons. Gene Ontology annotation, cellular component: nucleus; Z disc. The coding region runs from base 354 to 2186 and encodes 610 amino acids. Gene Ontology annotation, molecular function: zinc ion binding; transcription coregulator activity.